Messenger RNA from Anisakis simplex (herring worm), 312 nucleotides. NCBI's taxonomy places the organism in Eukaryota, Metazoa, Nematoda, Chromadorea, Rhabditida, Anisakidae. The record is from the annotation of a GenBank genome assembly.
AUGUCAUCACUGUCAUCGAUAUCAGACGAUCCAAUAGAACAAUUUUUCAAGACUGAAGCUGGUGCUCUUUGCAUCCGGAGUGGAAUUGUAUUGCUUUGCACAGGUAGUCUCGAUGGUCUGCUCAGAAUACAAACGAAUCGUGAUGAAGCGCGUAACGACCAGUCCAAUAUGGAGUUGAAACCAAUGGCGUCGAGCUCAAGAAGCGGUCAUUACAGCAUAUUUUCACCGCCUAUCCCGAUCGUAAAGAAAAAUUUGUGGUUCCUGUACAAUUUCCGCGGUCGGGAGUGUCGUGAAUUAUGCUAUCCACGAUAG